CUGCCCCGGCAGGCAGCGAGGCUGGGCGGGCCGCGGCAUUCCGCGCCCUUCCGGCCGGGCCUACCAUGCAGGGCCUUGCCGGGAAUGCGAGUCGCGGGCUGCCAGGCGGGCCGCCCUCCACGGUCGCGUCCGGGGCGGGCCGCUGUGAGAGCGGCGCGCUCAUGCACAGUUUCGGCAUCUUCCUGCAGGGGCUGCUCGGCGUCGUGGCCUUCAGCACAUUGAUGCUCAAACGCUUCAGAGAACCAAAGCAUGAAAGACGUCCAUGGAGGAUAUGGUUUUUAGACACUUCCAAACAAGCCAUAGGAAUGCUGUUUAUCCACUUUGCUAAUGUAUACUUAGCAGAUCUCACCGAAGAGGACCCUUGUUCUCUGUACCUUAUCAACUUUCUUCUGGAUGCCACCGUGGGUAUGCUGCUCAUCUAUGUGGGCGUGAGGGCCGUAAGUGUCCUGGUGGAAUGGCAGCAGUGGGAGUCCCUGCGUUUUGGAGAAUAUGGAGACCCUCUGCAGUGUGGAGCCUGGGUCGGGCAGUGCACCCUCUACAUCAUCAUCAUGAUUUUUGAAAAAUCUGUCGUCUUCAUUGUCCUCCUGAUACUUCAGUGGAAAAAGGUGGCCCUACUGAAUCCCAUUGAAAACCCAGACCUGAAACUGGCCAUCGUCAUGCUGAUCGUCCCCUUCUUUGUCAAUGCUUUGAUGUUUUGGGUAGUGGACAAUUUCCUCAUGAGAAAGGGGAAGACGAAAGCUAAACUAGAAGAAAGGGGAGCCAACCAAGACUCGAGGAAUGGGAGCAAGGUCCGCUACCGAAGGGCCGCGUCCCAUGAGGAGUCUGAGUCUGAGAUCCUGAUCUCGGCUGAUGACGAGAUGGAGGAGUCUGAUGUGGACGAGGACCUCCGCAGACUGACACCCCUAAAGCCUGUGAAGAAAAAGAAGCACCGCUUUGGACUGCCUGUAUGACACAUUCCCAUGCUGGGAGUGACAGGGUUGGGGCCCAGCCAGCUGCUGGGCCAACAGAUGGUCAUUCCGCAGCAUCUUCCUCCCUUCUCUCUCUGCCCCCUCCUCUUCUACCUCCACUCCUCUUGCUGUCUCUGCCCACUCUCCCCGCUCCCAGACUACUGUGACUUAACAAGAGGGACGACGAACCAGCAUCCGAGGGGGCCGUGGGCAGUCAGAGGUCCCCAGUUCAGUUGCACUACAAACACUGACCAAAUAUGCAAGCGAGGAGUUAUGUUUGUGUGUUGUUGUCCUGAACCAUGUUGUAAGGGACCCAGAGCCCCUGUUCUGUGUCUGACCUGGUGGCGUUGUGGAAGAACACAUGUGUGCAUACGGACGGUGGGCGUGUCCUUCACUACAGCCACGGGGAGUAUGAGAACGAGACUCGUUUGGGGAUAAGAGUCACUCGUUGACCAAGUUGGAACCGGUGUGCUUUCUUACUCGAGAUGGCUUUUGUAACCACUGAUUUCUAAUGCCGGUUUUAUGAGCUGUCACAGUGUUAAUGUUUUUUGAGUAUGUGUUUAUUUCCUACAGAGUACCUAUGGGACUAAUGGGCAAAGCAUAAAUUUUUAAGUCUUCCGUA
Molecule: messenger RNA, 1569 nt
Organism: Orycteropus afer afer
Lineage: Eukaryota; Metazoa; Chordata; Mammalia; Tubulidentata; Orycteropodidae
Product: store-operated calcium entry regulator STIMATE
Biological process (GO): activation of store-operated calcium channel activity; tissue regeneration; chondrocyte proliferation
Cellular component (GO): cortical endoplasmic reticulum; nucleus; membrane
Molecular function (GO): calcium channel regulator activity
Source: RefSeq, a predicted model, not a curated record